Molecule: messenger RNA, 2853 nt
Organism: Parnassius apollo (apollo)
Lineage: Eukaryota; Metazoa; Arthropoda; Insecta; Lepidoptera; Papilionidae
Source: the annotation of a GenBank genome assembly
AUGGACGAAAUGAUAAUUAAUUUACAAUAUAAUUCUGACUCGCCCAGUUGCACUGAUAGCGAAGACGUGGCUAAGAAGAAAAAAAGAGUUAAGAGAUUUGAACGAAUAAACCCCAUUUUGUCGAGUGACUCUGAAGAUAAAACAGGUAAUAUUAUAACAACUUGCGCUAUUAUUGAAACUCCUAUUGACCAAGUCUCACCAGUUAACCGUGAUAGAAGGAUCAUGGAACACAAUGGAAAAAUACUAAUCAAACAAACUGGAAAAGAAAUAAAGAGUUGGAGAAGAAACGAAAAUGUUUGCCAUAUAAGAGUAAAACUGGAAAGUUUCUUGCAGCUAAACUACCUAAAAGUCCUAAAUGCAGCCAAAAUUGUCGCCAGAAAUGCACAGAAAAGUUUACACAAAACGAGCGUGAGAAACUUUGCAACUCCUUUUGGUAAGCUGCAAAAAGAGUUUUUGCUUAAGCGCAUCAUCAUUAAGCCAGUGCAGACUACAAGAAAGUCUGUACCGAUCGAAAAACAAAGAAGUUCUAGCAGAGAAUACGGUUUCUAUAAAAAUAAGACUGUAUUUGAACGAGUAUGCAAGAACUAUUUUAUGUUCACUCUUUGCAUUUCUACUGGUCCAAUCGAAACUGCAGUAAAACAUGUGGAUGAUCAUGGUGUAUUUACAAAAAUGGAUAAUCGUGGCAGACAAGCGCCUGCAAACAAAACUCCUGGAGAACAGAUACAAGAGAUAUCACAAUGUGAUCGUGUAUGUCAUGCCUGUUGGUUGAGGUUUAAAGGACAAGCUCUUUUAACUCAACAACAGGAUGAAAGAAGAGGCUUAGAAGGUGAUGAGACUCUUCACAGUCAAACAAUUGAACAAGAAGUGGAACAGCCUGUUGAUGCAGUUCAAGUUACAGAAUUACAAUCUCCCCCGUUUCUUGCAAGUACAGAUGAAAGGGAAUCGUCUGUAGAAUCAGUUGCAGCUCCAGAGAUUCAUUCGCAACAAUCUCAAACCCAACAAUCAACGCCAAAUUCUACACAACUCACCCAACCCCUUGAUGUCGCAUUCUUUGGAUCCUUGAAAAAGACUUGGCGCAAAAUAUUGACAAAUUACAAAGUUGAAAACCCACGUCAAGCGUCAUUAAAUAAAUGUCACUUCCCGCCUCUUCUAAAUAAGGUAAUGGAUGAUGUCUACAUGGGUAUAAGAGAAAAUGUGACCUUUACAAAAGAGAAGCAACUAAAAACCAGGCUAAGAAUAGGGAAAAAAUCUGGAACUAAGAAAAUGAAAAUUGAAGAAACAGAUCAGUUUUACACUGAGAUAAACUUAGAGUCUAACGUAAAAAUUUAUGAAUUUACUGGACAGCAAAGUAAAAUCGUUGUCAAACUCUGUGGAAAUUUAAGUUACGUAGAAAAUCCAGAUGAUAGAAAUAUAGAAAACUACGAAGAUACUUCUAGUGAACAGAAUAAAAAAAGAAAACCUAAUAAAAAGGUACUUAGCAAGAAGGAGAAAAAGGAACCUAUUAAAAUAUCAAGAAACAUAGAUAGCGGGUCAACUAAAAAUACAAAAGAUCUAGAAAUUAGUUUACACAGUGACAGUGACAUUAUAGAUGUUGAUCUUGAAGAAGAAGAUUACUUUAACAAACAAUUUAAUAAUAAAUCACUAGAACUACCAAUUGACUCGAAUGAAGAAGUGGCAAGAACUGUGGAUGUUAUUGAAAAAGAAAUAUUUGAAAGGAUAGCAAUGUUGGGUAAGGGAGAUAUAGAACUGGAAGACUGUGACAUGAGUGACUCACAAAUAUUAUAUAAAAAUGCCAGUGAUGGCGAUGAGCAUAUGAAUAAAGUAGAUCUAAAUUCGAGGGGACAUUCUGAACGGAGAUAUUUACCUGCAGAACUUUCAAUUAACAAAAUGUGGAAAAUGUACAACAAACAGCUAAAUCUUGAAGCAAAUUUAAAAGUCAAAAAAGGUCCGUUCAGAAAAAUUUUCAAUAACAACUAUAACCUCGGUUUUGGCAGUCCUAGAACAGAUGUAUGCUCGACAUGUAUUCUACUUCUAGAAAAAAUUAAAAGAGAAUCAGAUGAGGCACAAAAGCAACGACUUAUGGUAGAACAUAGGGUUCACAAACUUAAAGCUAAAGCAUUUUUUAAUUUAGUGAGAGAAGAAAGACCCAAUUUAAAAACAUUCUCAUUUGAUUGUGAAAAAAAUCUACCAUUACCAAAAACACCUGAUCAGAUAACUUAUUAUUCCAAACAGCUUUAUCUAUAUAACUGUACUAUAGUAGAAGGUUCAUCAAAGGCUCCUCUGACAACACAAAAUGUAUUCGCCUACUGUUGGACCGAAGACCUAUAUGCCAAAGGAGCUAACGCAAUAGCACAGACUGAUUUGACAGAUAUAAGUACGAUCAGAUUGAUAGCAGAUGGAUGUCCGGGGCAAAAUAAAAACUCGAUAAUGAUAGCGAUGUGUUCGAAGUGGUUAAGUAGUUCGGCACCUGAUCACGUGCAAAGAAUUGAAAUAGUUUUUCCUAUCGUAGGACACUCUUUCAUUCCACCGGACCGCGUAUUUGCUCAUGUGGAAAAGGAUGUGAGAAAGUUGGAGUGUAUAUUAAGACCGGAGGAUUACCUUGAGAUUAUAGGCACUUAUAGCACAAUAGUUCGUAUGGGUUCUGAUUGUGAAGUCCUAAACAUUAAGAGUGGAAUGAGUUCAGUUAUAAAGGAUGUCGGCUCUUGGCACUUCCAAUUUAAACAUUGCAAGAGAUUUUUAAUACAGCGGUCAAAAGAAAUCGGUAAUGUUGUAAUUCAAGGGGAAGUGCACUAUACUAAUAAUUUGGGUGUAUUGAAGAAAAUAACUCGUAAAAAUAAAAAGGCCUCUGAUUGA